Molecule: messenger RNA, 3065 nt
Organism: Mercenaria mercenaria
Lineage: Eukaryota; Metazoa; Mollusca; Bivalvia; Venerida; Veneridae
Product: profilin-4-like
Exons: 6
Coding region: 239-691 (150 amino acids)
Cellular component (GO): cell cortex
Molecular function (GO): actin monomer binding
Source: RefSeq, a predicted model, not a curated record
CUAGUGGAACUGUAGAUAGCAAUGGAUACUUUCUGUGAAAAUUUUUGUGAAUCCUUUAUAAUGUAAAAUUGUUUGGAAAUUGGACUAAUUGAUAAAGUACAGAAUAAGUAAUUUUAUGUUUGUGAAAGAGCACAAUAAAUGUCCUUGUGAGAGAAAUUAAAUAGUUCGAUGGGAAUUAUUAAGCUUAAAGACUUAAAGUUUCAAAGGAAUUAAAUUAUAUUGGAUAAAUCUGAUUACAAUGGCAGACCUAGACUUUGAUACAAAUCCGAGAUACCAGCAGAAUGGUCUCCCUGAUGCUGUGAAGAUGAACCAGCUGCAGAAUUUACUGCACGAUGCCCUGAUAUCUACGGAACACGUUCAGCAGUGUGCAAUCGUCAGACGCAAGGAUUGUUCAGUCAGAGCCAAUUCAGUUGGCUUUAAUUUGUACCAAGAUCAGGUUCAAUUACUUCUAGAUGCAUUUAAAAAUCCUCCACAGACUAGAGAGGAAGGUAUUUACUUCGAUGACAGACAGUACAGAUGUGUUCGUGCAGAUAAAACUUCUAUAUAUGGCAAAUGUGAGAAUCGAGGGUUGAUACUUGUAAAGACCCUGACCUUGUUACUGAUAGCAACCUACACAGAUUCCAUGUUUCCUAGUGUUUGUGUGGAAGCAGUAGAAAAACUAGCUGACUAUUUCAAGGAGAAAGGGAAAUGAUGAUAUUACCUAACACAUUCCUAGAUCACAAACAUUGUACUUUAUCACAGACAUUUUUAAUUUCCAAAACAGAAGUGUUUCACAGUGCCUGAACACACUUCAAAAUGACAGAAACAAGCAUUCGUGAUGAGCUUCGAGUGUGCUGGUAGUUUUAUAGUGAAAUGUUGGAUGGGAACUUUUCGAAAGCAGUCAAAGUGUGAUGGAAAUAACUACAAGAAGACAAUUUGAAAGACAAUUUUUAUAUCUUUUCUCUUACAUUUCAUUUUAUUGUGAAAAACAAUAUAUUUACCAGUUUUACAUAAGUCAAACUUUGUGCUAUAGACUGCCUCCAAAUAAAAACCAAUUUUAUAAUUCUGUGAAUAAGAGGCAAUAUUUACCUGUAUUGAGAGACCACCCAUCAACAAAGACUACUUUUGUCAUUUUGCUAGAGUGAUCUAUGCAGACAUGUUUGACUGCACAACUGUUUUGGUCUAAACUGGUUUAUUUAAAAGUAUAGGUUACUCAUUUUCAUAUAAUAAUUGAGCCGCGCCAUGAGAAAAGCAACAUAGUGGCUUUGCGACCAGCAUGACCCCAGACCAGCCUGCGCAUCCGUGCAGCCUGGUCAGGAUCCAUGCUGUUCGCUAACAGUCUCUCCAAUUCCAAUAGGCUUUAAAAGCGAACAGCUUAGAUCCUGACUAGACUAAGCGGAUGCACAGGCUGGUUUGGAUCCAUGCUGGUCGCAAACCCACUAUGUUUGUUUUCUUAUGGCACAGCUCAUAUUAUAUGGGCCGUUCCAUGAGAAAACCUGUAUUAAUGACAUAAUGUAAUUAUUGCAUAAUAAGUAGUUUAAAAUCCUGGAAAAUCACUGUUUUUUAUGUUCAUGCAAAAAACUGGAAACAAGUAUAUUGUAAUACAGUAAACUAACAGAAAUCAAAUUCUACCAUAUUUUACAAAUAAGUGUUAUUUGUGCUGUCGUGGCAACAGAAAUUGUUAAACACCCAUUCGUCAUAUGUAUAUAAAAGUCCUGUGAUGAAACCAAAAAUAUAUGGUUAAGUUAUUUUUCAAUAAAAUUAUUUUAGAUUGUUCCCAAAUAUUCAAACGCAUAUGUUUAGAAAGUGACGCGCAAACUUAAUUUGUUGCAUGAAUGACUUGAAAAAUACAUGCCAUGCAUGGUGAUGUCAUACUAUUCCAUGACGUUCUAAAUAAACGUCAAAUAUCAAAAUGACUUCAGUGACUGCUUUAAAUUAUUGUAACUAUUGAAACAGUGAAGAUAAUUACUUCAAAUUUUUAGGCUUUAAAGGUAAAAGAAUAUUCUUCAUGAAUAUUGUGUAAUUUCAAUUUUUUUGUCACUAAUACAGGUUUUCUUAUGGAACAGCUCAAUAUUAUAGAAAUACAAACUGGCCAAGAAAAUAUCAGUGUAUGCUUACAUAUUAAUGAAAUGGUGAAUCAGUACUAGUUUUUUUUAUAUGUCCCAGACAUUAUUUUUUGUCCAGUAUUUUUUACUACAAGUUACAGGUAUGAUAUAGUUUGAGUAUUAUGUUGAGAUUUUUUUCAUAAUCAAAACAUUUUCAAACAUAAUAAUAUUUUUCACAUUUAAUUAUUUCCCCAUAUUUACACAUUCAAGAUCAUUUUCUGUUAGUGCUAUAGAUUGUUAGACAUCAGACUGUAUGUGCAUACCGCAAUUGAUAUUAUGGUAAAUUAGCAAUUAUUACAGUUUAAUCAAAAGCUAAGACUAAAACUACACAUGAUUUCUUUUGCAGUAUAGUAGUUCUGUUAACACAGGUACCAUUUAUGACACGUAAUAGACGUCUGUUGAAGUUUUCACAAGGAUAACGUUGGAUUUUUUUAUGUUGCAAAUCUGUGUUGAUUUUUACAGUUUUGGCAUUUUUUGUUUUGUCAAUUGUUUUCUUACGAAUGAAGAAGAAAAUGUUGUUUUCAUAAAACUUCAAAUGUUUUGGUGCUGCUGAUAUUGUUUGGACAAUUGGUUAUCCAAAACAACAAGAUGAAAUGUUCAGGCUAUUUUAAUUUAUUUUCUUGAAAAUGGUUUACAUCCAGUUGCAUCCCUUUAUUCUAUAAUAGUAUAUAGCAAAAAAAUAUGAACUCCUUCUCUUUGUCCUCAAGCAUUAAAAUUUUUGUAGAGUAUAUUUAACCAAAGAAGCAUAAAAUACAAUUUUAUAGCUCUUUGGUAUAACACUGGUGCUUAUACUUACGGUAGCAAAAUGCAGUUAGCAGAUAAUGUGCUGGUGUAUUAGUUAUAUAGGAUUUGUGGGAAUUUCUUUUUGUGGUAUGAUGUUUUUUAUGUCUUGUGAUAUUUAAUGGACCAGUUUAAUUCUUGUUUGUUCAUUAUGUGUUGUAUUUCUCAGAUUCCGUCCAAUAAAUUAUUUACACCAUUGAA